Molecule: messenger RNA, 2246 nt
Organism: Vigna umbellata (rice bean)
Lineage: Eukaryota; Viridiplantae; Streptophyta; Magnoliopsida; Fabales; Fabaceae
Product: Rubisco methyltransferase family protein
Biological process (GO): peptidyl-lysine monomethylation
Cellular component (GO): chloroplast stroma
Molecular function (GO): protein-lysine N-methyltransferase activity
Source: RefSeq, a predicted model, not a curated record
UUCUGUUUCACUCUGAACCAAAAUCUGAUCUCCUUUUCGUAGUCUUAUCUUUCCCACUGCAUUGACAGGAACCAUACUUACAACACUCCAAGACCCCACUAACCAAAAUAUCUCUUUAAACCAAUAUCUUCAACAAACACUUCUUGCACAAGAACUGAAACCCAAUUUCGUUAAACCCUAACCCCAUGGAACUCUCGCGCCUCUUUGUUUCCGACACGUGCUUCUUCUCACCUCCGAUUCGCUAUUCCCCUGUGCCGGCACUAUCCACCUUUUUCGCCGUAAACCUCCGCAUUAACCGCCGCCGGAGGAGGAGCCUUUGCUCGGCCUCCAACAAUGAUACCUUACUCGCAGGCGGCGGCCCUGUAGUCGCCGGCGACAGAGAGAAGCACGAGGAGGACUUGAAAUCUUGGAUGCACAAACACGGCCUCCCGCCGUGCAAGGUUGUUCUGAAGGAUAAACCUUGCCACAAUGAUCCCCAUAAGCCUAUACAUUACGUUGCAGCAAGUCAAGAUCUUCAGGUUGGCGAUGUUGCAUUCUCCGUUCCUAAUUCCUUAGUUGUUACGCUGGAGAGGGUAUUGGGAAACGAGACUGUUGCUGAGCUAUUGACAACAAACAAAUUGUCUGAAUUGGCGUGCUUGGCAUUGUAUCUGAUGUAUGAGAAAAAACAGGGGAAGAAGUCCUUCUGGUAUCCAUACAUCAGGGAGCUUGAUCGUCAACGAGGUAGGGGCCAGCUGUCGGUGGAAUCACCUCUUCUAUGGUCAAAAUCUGAGCUGGACUACCUGUUAGGAAGUCCAGUUAAGGAUGAAGUUAUUGAAAGGGUAGAAGCAAUAAGAAAAGAGUAUAACGAACUCGACACAGUUUGGUUCAUGGCAGGAUCUCUGUUUCAGCAAUAUCCAUAUGACAUUCCCACUGAGGCUUUUUCAUUCGAGAUUUUCAAACAAGCCUUUGCUGCUAUUCAGUCUUGUGUGGUGCAUUUACAGAAAGUUAGUUUAGCUCGGAGAUUUGCUUUAGUUCCCCUGGGACCUCCUUUAUUGUCCUACCAAAGCAACUGCAAGGCAAUGUUAACUGCUGUUGAUGGUGCUGUUGAGCUUGCAGUUGAUCGUCCAUAUAAAGCUGGGGACCCGAUUGUUGUCUGGUGUGGCCCACAACCUAAUUCAAAGUUACUAAUAAACUAUGGUUUUGUUGAUGAAAAUAAUUCCAAUGAUCGUCUAAUAGUUGAGGCAGCUUUAAAUACUGAAGAUCCACAAUAUCAAGAUAAAAGAAUGGUGGCUCAAAGAAAUGGAAAGUCAUCAGUUCAAGUUUUUCGUGUAUAUUCUGGGAAGGAAAGGGAAGCUCUCUUAGAUAUGCUUCCUUAUCUGCGUUUGGGCUAUCUUUCAGAUCCUUCUGAGAUGCAAUCUGUCAUCUCCUCCCAAGGUCCAGUUUGUCCUGUAAGCCCUUGUAUGGAACGGGCUGUGUUGGACCAGCUGGGAGAUUAUUUCAAGACUCGGCUGGCUGGGUACCCUACAACAUUGGCUGAAGAUGAAUCUAUGCUGGCAGAUGGUAAUUUGAAUCCGAAGAAGCGAGUUGCUACCCAAUUUGUUAUGCUGGAAAAAAAAAUCCUUCAUGCCUGCUUGCAUGCAACAACUGAUUUCAUAAAUCAGCUUCCAGAUCACAGUAUAUCUCCCUGCCCUGCUCCCUAUGCACCUUUAUUAAAAUGAAAGGAACUGGAUGUCUGUACUGUACAAAUAUAUGGAUUUGGUGAACCAAGUCAGAAAAAAUAUAUGUUCUUGAUGUAGACUCUAUUAGAAAGCCCCUGAAUUAAGGGAAUGUGUAGGUUACCCUCCUCAGCUUUGGUCUAAAUGUGAAUGUAGAUUAGACUUUAAGAUUUGAUAUGAUGCUCAUGUUUCUUUUAACUUGCUAUGUGAAAAGCACCCUUUGUUAUGCAAACAUAAAAUAUGUGCUCAAUUUAAGAUAAUUUCUUUUAAUUACAAAAAAGUAGAGUUAAGAAAGAGUUUACAUUGCAUAAUCCAUUUUUUUAUGUACAAAAUGAUUGUGCUGGGUUGAUUGGUAGUUAUAUAAUUAGGAUUUUCUUUUCUCAGAUUUCUAACUGCUUAGUAGAUGCUUAUGCAUUAUGAGUUUAGGGUCUAUUUAUAAUAGUGGAGUCAGUGGACUGAUAAUCCCCGUAGCUAAAAGAAAAUUACUUCGUAGUUUGAUUUUGGAAAACCAUGAUGCAUCGGACCAGGAAAUUUCUGAAUACUAUGAUGGAU